AAUGAUGAUGGACUGAGGUUGUGUCUGCCUGCUGUCCUCAACCCUCGAUACCAACCUCAGGGUAGUGAAGGUCCCAGUGUCCAGGUGAUCUCAGUUCCAGCCUCUUUGGUGCCCUACAGUCUGUCCUUUUCUGCCCGAGUGUCCUCUCCUCGUCCAAUCUCUAAAGUAGAGUCCAGCUGCUCCCUGGAUCCUCUUCAGUACCUCAACACUGAUCAGACUCAGGCCACGGUUAAGUUGGCUGCUGGACACAAGUUUGACAGAGACGUUGAACUGCUGAUUUAUUACAAAGACGCCCACCAGCCCACUGCUGUGGUGGAGGCAGGACAGGCCUCUGCUAAACCUGGCUCUCUGAUGGAGGAUCCAGUGGUGAUGGUGAGCCUGUACCCUGAGUUCCCCCAGUCUGUGAUGUCCUCACUCGCCUCCUGUGGAGAGUUUGUGUUCUUGAUGGAUCAAUCAGAAAGUAUGGAGUCACAAUUAAAUUACACAACAUCCACGAGUCGCAUGGACAGCGCCAAGGUUUUAAGGAUUUUCUCUUUCUGUAAUAAAGUUUUUUAUUUGUUACUCACUUCUAUUUCACCUCUCUUUAGGAAACUCUGCUACUCCUAUUGAAGAGUUUACCAGUGG
Girardinichthys multiradiatus is the source of this 624-nucleotide messenger RNA. Its product is annotated as von Willebrand factor A domain-containing protein 5A-like. NCBI's taxonomy places the organism in Eukaryota, Metazoa, Chordata, Actinopteri, Cyprinodontiformes, Goodeidae. The transcript is spliced from 4 exons. The record is from RefSeq and is a predicted model, not a curated record. The annotation marks the transcript as partial.